Messenger RNA from Apiotrichum porosum, 1581 nucleotides. RefSeq lists its product as uncharacterized. Gene Ontology annotation, molecular function: carbohydrate:proton symporter activity. The record is from RefSeq and is a predicted model, not a curated record. Gene Ontology annotation, cellular component: membrane. Bases 1 to 1581 code for a protein of 526 amino acids. The transcript is spliced from 9 exons. Gene Ontology annotation, biological process: transmembrane transport; carbohydrate transport. Lineage: Eukaryota; Fungi; Basidiomycota; Tremellomycetes; Trichosporonales; Trichosporonaceae.
AUGGCUACCCUCAACGAGAAGAAGGAUGUUGACGGUCACGACUCCUUGGUCAAAGUUGUUGACCACAUCGAAGUUGCCGACCCUGUCGACUCGGAGCCACUGUGGCAUUACAUCAAGCGCAAUCGCCGUUCCGUCGGCUGGAGCGUUUUCAUCUUGUCCCUCAUGGUAUCCUUUGGGUACGAUGCGCUCCUCACUGGAUCACUCAUCGGCGUUCCCGCUUUCAAGCAACGCUUUGGUGUCUACGACGAGAGUGCCAACAUGUACAUUGUCAGCGCCAUGUGGCAGUCUGUGUGGUCAGCCAUGACCUACGUAGCCAUGACGCUGGGUAUCUUUAUCACAGGCCAAGUUCACGGUCGCUACGGCGUUCGCGUCACCCUCAUCGCCGCAGCCGUUCUCAGCGUCGGUGCCAUCAUCUCUGAGCAGCUGGCUCGUAACCCCCAGCAGUUCUUGGGGGCCAAGAUCAUCGCUGGCGUAUCGUACGGCCUUCAGACAGCGACGGGCCUCAUGUCUCUCCACUCGUACGCCCCAGAGAGACUCCGUGGCCCCCUUGGCACUUGCUUGAACAGCUUUAUCCUUCUUGGUGGCUGGCUUGCCAGUGGCGUGAUCACCGGCACUGGUCAGGCCUACUUGAACUCUUCCCUGGCCUACCAGAUUCCUUUCGCGCUGCAGUACAUGUUUGUCCUCAUUUUGAUCGGAGGCAUUGUCUUCAUCCCCGAGGCCCCCUCGUGGUACGUCCGCCGCGGCGAGCUUGACAAGGCCCGCGCGUCAUUGGUCAAGCUCUACGGCAAAGACCAGCAGGAUGCGGUCCAGGCAGAACUUGAGAGGGAGCAGACGGCGGCCGAGAUCGAGCACGCCGCCAGUACCUCGGCUCCCGGCCUGCUUGAGCCCCUUCAGCGCAAAAACCUUCCCCGUACCAUGAUCAGUUCAUGCCUCUUUGGGUUCCAGCAGCUGGUUGGUGGCAGUUUCGUCACCACCUACCUCACCUACUUCUUCCAGGUGGCAGGCGCCCCCGAGACAAUUUCCCUGAACCUUGGGAUGAUGUCGUUCUCUGUGCAGCUGCUGGGCAACAUUUUCAGCUUCUUCCUCAUUGACCGACUCGGCCGCCGCACUAUUCUCGUUUGGGGCCUGUUCAGCAUGACUGUGGUUCUCAUCGUCAUCGGCAUCGCUUGGGCGGUGCGUACCCCGGCCAGUCUGUGGGUCAUGGUAGCCUUCAUGACGGUGUGGGCGUUCCUGUACCAGGCUUCGAUCGGUGCCGUCGGCUAUGCGUUGGCCUCUGAAAUCCCUAGCGCUCGCCUCAGACCCGCGACUAUCGGUAUUGCUGGUCCUGUCGGUCAGCUCUGUGCCCUCGGAAUGGGAUUUGCGACGCCUUACAUGAUCAACCCCGACGAGGGAAACAUGGGUGGACUUGUGGGAUUCGUGUUUGCCGGCUUGUGUGCCAUUGCUACCGUCUGGGCCUUUUUCUGUGUGCCCGAAACCGCUGGCAGGACUCGCGAUCAGAUCGAGGCACUGUGGGCCACCAAGGUACCGGUUCGCAAGUGGAAGGGUUACCAGCUUGACGCCGCCGGCGAGACCGUCGCUUAA